CUGAACAUGAAGGAUGCUUGCAAGUGAACGAUUACCCACUACGACAAUAGAUGUUUCGUCACAAACACACGGAACAUCGUAAGACUAGUGUAAUGUUGAGUAAACUGCACCAGUAGAGUAGUGCAGACUUUCUCUGUUUCAUUGACAAGAUCACUCGAGAGUCAAAAGCCAUGCCAGCCAAAGACGACAAGCUGGCGAACAAGGUUUCCCCCGAGCAGGGAGAGCCGGAGAUUGAGGUGGACGCGCGGGACUCUGUUUCGAACGUCGGCCUGUACGACGAGCAGGACAAAAAUAACGAGAAGCACUACACCGGCACCGGAGGAGGAGCCUCUAGCGCGAGCGUUUCAGGCGGAACCGCAACGGAGCGGAAGUCCCGAAAUAGCUUUCUCCGGCGGACGUCCACUGUAUCUACCGAGUUACCGCCCCACUUCCGCGACAUUGACUGGACCCAGCGGCCCAUACUACUUGACCAAGACGGCAGCCCGGUGCCAACGGUGAUCGAGUUCUUGAUGCAACCGAUGCGGUUUCAGGUAGAGGUGAAGGAUGGCAAGGAAAUGCUGCUCUUCGACCUUCGCCUGAUUCUUUUCUGGACGGACCAUCGCCUCGAGGGCUAUCCACAGGAAAAAGACAUCCCCGCGGACAUCUGGCGCCCGGAGUUCUUGGAGCAUCUGAAUUCGGUCACGCUUGGCGGUGCCGCGACCUAUGAAAUUCAGCCCACGUUCGCACUGAAGGAGCGGACGGAGGGGAAGCUGCAAAUGCUGGUUCCCGUGUUGGUAGAGCGCGAUCUAAGCGAGGACUUGGAACGAUUCAAAGCCUUUCCCUUUGACGGGACGCGGGUCAACAUCGCCGUCGUCGCCGGUGGCGAGCGGCGUCUGGAGGGUACCAAAGACAUUACCUACACGCUUUCGACGGAUUCUCCGAUGUUCGGGGGUGGUGAAGAUGAUAAAAGCAGUAGGGCCCGCGAUGCCGGAGCGGACAGUGAUGAAAACAAAGCAAGGGAAAGUCCGCACAACAUCGGGAAGAAAGGCGGAAAAGUCUCAGUGCAGAAGAUCAUAGACCGCUUGCAACGCCGCGACGGCGUUGCAAGCGGUCUAUGGGGACCGUUUUACUUGACGAAAACGCGCCUCAGAUGCAAGGCACAUCCCAUCUGA
This is a messenger RNA of Amoebophrya sp. A120, 1151 nucleotides long. The record is from the annotation of a GenBank genome assembly. NCBI's taxonomy places the organism in Eukaryota, Dinophyceae, Syndiniales, Amoebophryaceae.